CAAUCAGAGCGUAGAGCACAGGGAGCGCCGCUGUUUGAAUGUGCUCCGGAAAUAGCCAACCAGGUUCGCAGCCGAUUUUUUGAGAGGUUAGCCUUAAAUAGUUAGAAUGUAUUUCGCUUACUGAUUGAAAAGAAAAAAAAAAACAUAGGCAAAAACUGUAGGUUGGAUGGAAACCAGCAGAUAUUUUAUUUACAAACGAUCAUGAUUGCUAAGCUAUGUAGCUAACCAUUGCUUGCUAACUUGAUGACUGCAACGUAUACACGAAGCUAGCCUUUAGAGAGGCUGUUCACUAUGUUAUAUUCGCUGCCAGAAUACUGGGACAGUGGCGUUUUUGUUCAGUGUUAAGCUGUUAGACGGUUGGUAGUUUUUUUUUUUUUUUUAUUGGUUCCACGUGAAAAUGAUUUAGAGGUUUAAAGAAAGUAAUUUAAUUAGAAAGGGCUGGGUUUUGUUGUUUCCCGUGUACCUUGUUCACAACACCGUCGCAGAACGUUUAUAGUGCGUUUUUUAAAGAAACUAUUUACAAUCAUGAAAGUCAUGGAGAAAAAUGUGAUGCGUUUAGCGGCUGUUCAGCACCUCCGCACUGCUUAUGGGAUAAAGACAAAGAACUGGAACAAAAAUAAAGCAACCAGCUGCAAGUCGACAGCCAGCAAUUUGGGAAAAGUUUUUGGCGUACCCCUGGACAGCUUGCCAUACUAUAAUAUGGAAUACGGAAGUGUGCCAAGCUUUCUGGUUGAUGCUUGCAUGAAACUGCUUGCACAUGUUGAAACAGAGGGCCUAUUCAGGAAAUCAGGUUCUGUCGUACGGCUAAAAGAACUCAGGGCUAAACUUGAUGCAGGAGAAGAGUGUCUACCAACAGCUCGUCCCUGCGAUGUCGCAGGUUUGGUGAAGCAGUUUUUCAGGGAGCUCCCAGAGCCCAUAUUACCCACGGAGCUGCAGGAGGCCUUUUUUAAGGCCCAGCAACUCCCCUCUGAGGAGGAGAGAACCUCUGCCACCAUGCUGCUGUCCUGUGUGCUGCCAGACAAAAACAUUUGCGUGCUGCGCCACUUUUUCGACUUCCUUCACAAUGUUUCUCAGAGAAGUGCAGAGAAUAAGAUGGAUAGCGGUAACUUGUCUGUAAUUCUGGCCCCCAACCUCCUUCACUUUGGAGACGGAACAGAGAAGAUCAAUUCCAACAUGGAGAAGCGCCUUAAACUACAGGCAGCCAUUGUGCACUGCUUCAUAGAGAACGCCCACAACUUCGGCGUCCUACCUCGGUUUCUUCAGGAGAAGGUUCCUGCCAUGAUGGGCUGUGAGCCAGGGGCUUCAUCUCCUGCUGAGGAUGAACUAGAGGAGAGAGUCUUAACCUCAGGGAUGAAGAAGAAAAACAGACGCAGCUUUGGAGAUAUGGUCUGUGGUGCACUGAAUAAGAUAAAAACUAAUAGAACUCCCUCAAAUAUCACCCAGCCAGACAGUCUUGUGUUUUCUUCUACAACUCCUGUAGUGGCAACACCAUCCUCAAAGAGAAAACUUCCCCUGGAACUUCGUCACUCGUUUGGAUUGUCAAACAAGAAACGUAGAUCUGUCAAAAAGAACCUUGGGACAGAGCUGCUCCCCAGCACUCUGUUCAGCGGGACCUCCACUCCUGGAUCAGCCUGCAGUGCUUCAGGAGUCUUGGACUUGUCCCAAAAUGUCUUGUCAGUAGGGAGGUCUAACAGGCUACCAUCUACCUCUGCAAGAAGGAAGAGUAAGCGAUUUAGCCACAGGCAUGUUGUCAACAGGGUUGAAUCUGGAAGAGCUGGCUGCUUUUCUCCUAAAGUCAGCAAAAAAGAAGCUCCGCUCAAGUCUCUGCGCCUGCGUUUCAGCCUGGGGAAGAGCAACAAAGAUGCUGGGUCUGAGUCCAUUGGCUUGCGGCUUGCCACUCAGGAAAGCACCACCGGCUUCCAUUUCAAGCAUGAGAUGGAGUUUAUCCCCUCAAAUCUGGCCAGAAAAACUGAAGCAAAGAGCUCAAAAUACAUUAGCAAGUCAGAAGAUAACCUGCUGACCCCACAGUGUGAUUCAAGUACCCACCAGGCCUCCUGGAUCGUGGAGACCCCUGUUGGAACACGGGCUUUAAACAGAGGGUCAUUCACAGAUACUCCGUUGACCACAAGCCACCAGGGCAACUACAUGUCUGAGCCAGCCAUCGUUGUUUCCAAGCCGUCACCAGCGAGUGUUCUUCCCAAGAAGCUGUGCUGCACUUCUAGCUCGGAGAGCCUCAAGAGCGCCUGCUCCAUCGCUGAACCGCUAAGACAAAAUGAUCCAGCUGGAAAAAUCCAGAAUGAUGUCACAGAGCUGGAGAAUGACCUCCAGGCUUCCAAACGGGGCUUCUGCAGCUCGGUUGGAGAAAGUGGGAUUAAAUCUUCAGCAAAGAUUCCUGGUACUCCAGCUUUGGCCUUUGAAGUUGAUACCUACUGCCCACCAACUGAGGCUGAUGAACAAAAUGUCACUUUUGGUCAAUUCAAUAUUGAAGCACUCACUCCUUUGCAUAUUGAUAGUGGAGUGUUUGAGUCUAGUGCAAACUGUAGUCCAGUAAUUAACAGAGGUUUAUCUCCUCCCUUUGGUCGCUGUAGCAAUUCCACAUUAGGGUCAGUUGAAAGGGUACCACAGCAGAUGAACUGCAGCAGGCUUAUUGAUGCUUUGGACAUACAGAGUCCUGCUCAUUUCUCACUGGGUGUCACCUCUGGGCUCCAAUCAACUCCAUACAGGCCAGGUGUUGAACUCGAAGAUGAACCAAAUAUGCCAAGCAAAGCUGAAAUUUUAGGAAGCAAAUCAUAUGAAGAGGUAAAGAUUUCCCCUGAGUCUCGAGCUAAAGUCAAACAUCAACCGUCCCUCUCACCAGAUGGCCUGCAGACCCAAAAGCGUCGGGUAGUAGAUCACAUCCAACACUUCAACAAGCUCACCCUUUACUCUCCUACAAGCUCAAAAAACAAAGAAAUAAGAUCUCCCAUGAAGUUCCAGCGCACCCCUGUGAAACUGACUGUACGCAGGAUCAACUCUCUGACUGGAGAGAGCAGGAGACCCGGUAAAGUCGCAGAGCUCACUGCUCGUCAGGCUGGUCAUGUGACAAAGACUCUGAGUCUGGAGAGUGGCCUCUCCCCUCAACUGCGGCUCAGGCCACAAGUAGAGCGGUCCAACAGCAUGGUUCCUGUAAAGAAACCCCCUCCUGUCCCACCAAAAAGGCUGAACACCUUGCCCCGAAAAGUCACGCCCUGUGCCUUGGGUGACAUGACCAACAAAGUCCUACCAAAAGCCAGAAUGGAGUGCUCUGUGUCUGAUCCAUCUGCAGCCCAGAAGCCUUUCAUUGUGCAGCAGGUUGACAAGAAUAACAUGAGCCAUUACAGAGGUUCUCCCAGAAACCCUCUCAACCAUGGUCAACUUCUGUCUGCUACAAAACCUGUUGACAUAUAGGAGAUGCCCCCUUUCUAUUUUUUCCUUUUGCUAUGUGGGUUUCUUUUCCCCAUGAUAUUAAACAUUCCGACAUUUUCCUUAAGCCCUAAUUUAUUUUAGCUGCAUUAGGUUUGUGUUGUUUUAGCUUGUUGGGAGACGUUCAGACGCCUUAAGUGAAAUGCAUAUCACUCUGUAAGGUUGCAUGUUAAGUAUUGAGAUUACAUUGUUCAGGGUAAGUUAUGUAAAAUGUUGAUCGUUGGUGGUAUGUAUGGAGAUGUAUGGGGUGUUAUGAUUUUAUUUAAAAACCUUAAAAUAACUCGUAACUUUGUUUCUUGGGGUAAAAUGUUGGAUUUUUUUAUUUUUUUUUUGUUGUCACAAAGUUUUCUUGCUGUCCUGUCAUGAACUGAAAGAGAAGGAAAAAAAAAACUUUUUUUUUUUUUGGAUGAAUGUACAGAAGGGGAAAAGCCAAACAGUGUUGCUAAAUCUGUAUGCAUUCAUUUUCUUUUUUAAGCGCUGUGAAAUGAUCUAGACAAAUAAAAAAGGCUUAAUACUUUCCAGUAUUUGACAGGGAAAUUUUCUUCAUCUACCUGGUGAUUAGAUCAACUCACUGUGGAACCACAAGGGGGCGUCCUUUAGUUACUUCUCCACUGGCCUCGGAUCAAACUGAAUCAGGGUCAGGAAUUCAUCCUGUCAAACCCCGACGCUUGGAUGACUCCGUGUAGCAGUUUUAUCUAGAUUUACGAACAUGUUUUUAGCUCUUGAGAAAUGCUUUUAGUUCACGAGCUGUCUUUGAACAAAUUCUUGUGCAAGAUUUUAAUCUGGCCUGAGAUUUUGUUAGAACACAAACUUUUCUCUGUUAUUUGUAAUAUCAACAAUCUUAACCAAACAGUUGACAAUAAAAACUCAAGAGCUUUGAAAAAUA
This is a messenger RNA of Girardinichthys multiradiatus, 4327 nucleotides long. It is a transcript of the gene arhgap11a, whose product is annotated as Rho GTPase activating protein 11A. NCBI's taxonomy places the organism in Eukaryota, Metazoa, Chordata, Actinopteri, Cyprinodontiformes, Goodeidae. Bases 526 to 3426 code for a protein of 966 amino acids. The transcript has 12 exons. Gene Ontology annotation, biological process: signal transduction. The record is from RefSeq and is a predicted model, not a curated record.